Molecule: messenger RNA, 506 nt
Organism: Aspergillus novofumigatus IBT 16806
Lineage: Eukaryota; Fungi; Ascomycota; Eurotiomycetes; Eurotiales; Aspergillaceae
Exons: 1
Source: RefSeq, a predicted model, not a curated record
AACCCCAACCCCGCCGUUCUCCAGGCUCUCUUGGCCUAUUACAAUGAGAGAUGCCAUGAUGCACCACCAACCCUCCGGCGCCAUAACCUUGAGCGCUACUCCCCCAACGCCAGCGUCUCCGGCGCUAUCUGGGGCAUUUACGAGACCCCCCUCACGGCCGCUAUACAGGCAAACCUCCUGCACAACAUCCAGACUCUUCUCAACGCAGGCGCCGACCCCAACGGCAUCAGUGCCUUUGAGUUGAAUGAUUAUGCGGUGCGGUUUAUCCGCGGCCGGGAUCCCAAGAUCGACAUGUCUAGUUUCGCUCAUUGUCCGGACCGCGCGACUGUCUUGGCCAGUGCCCAAGGGAAAGGGAUUACAGCGCAGACUGCGCCAUUAACGGCAGCGGAAAUUGAGGAGCGACGGGGAGGUUUCCCGCGGUUCUGGACCGAGCCGAAUGUCCCGGGUCAGCGCUUGCGGAUGAAUGCGGCCUUGACGGCGCUGGAGGUGGCGGCGGGGAUGGGGAU